Oncorhynchus gorbuscha (pink salmon) is the source of this 5578-nucleotide messenger RNA. Its product is annotated as serine/threonine-protein phosphatase 4 regulatory subunit 1-like. Gene Ontology annotation, molecular function: protein binding; protein phosphatase regulator activity. Bases 133 to 3192 code for a protein of 1019 amino acids. NCBI's taxonomy places the organism in Eukaryota, Metazoa, Chordata, Actinopteri, Salmoniformes, Salmonidae. The transcript has 19 exons. The record is from RefSeq and is a predicted model, not a curated record. Gene Ontology annotation, biological process: protein dephosphorylation.
UGGUGAUUUGUUCACGGAUUUGAUACUAUCCGAACCGCUCGUUGUUCAGUUUUUAACGGCGGCUCCUAUUUUCUCCCUCUCCAGUUGAAGCCUCGUCUGCCCAUACCACUUUAAAUGUAGGACCAGGACAAGAUGGCGGAUAUAUCUUUGCUCAAAGAGGAUUCACAGGAGGAGUUGGACGGAUUUGGUGUGGAUGACUACAGCUCAGAGUCUGACAUCAUUAUUAUACCUUCAGCCUUGGACUUUGUAUCGCAAGAUGAGAUGCUGACUCCUCUUGGAAGAUUGGAUAAAUACGUGGCUAGCGAAAACAUUUUUAACAGACAAAUGGUGGCACGAAGUUUGUUGGACACACUUAAAGCUGUAAAUGAGGAUGAGCAGGACUGUAUCACUGUCUUGGAGAGAGUGGGCCGACUGGCCGAUGACUCAGAGCCCACUGUAAGAGCAGAGCUAAUGGAGCAAGUUCCUCACAUCGCCAUUUUCUGUCAAGAGAACAGACCUUCCAUUCCGUUUGCCUUCUCUAAAUACUUGCUACCGAUCGUCGUGAGAUACCUGGCUGACCAGAACAACCAGGUCAGAAAGACCAGCCAGGCAGCCCUGCUGGUGCUGCUGGAGCAGGAGCUGAUUGAGAGGGGGGACAUUGAGACCCUGGUGUGCCCUGUCCUGGUGGACCUGACCGCCCCCGACAGCAACGACGACGUCAAGACUGAAGCCAUGGCUAUCAUCUGUAAGAUGGCCCCCAUGGUGGGCAAGGACAUCACCGAGCGCCUCUUCCUGCCCCGCUUCUGUGAGAUGUGUUGCGACUGCAGGAUGUUCCACGUACGCAAGGUUUGUGCCGCAAACUUUGGCGACAUUUGCAGUGUUGUCGGAGGAGAUGCGACAGAGGAACUCCUGCUGCCCCGCUUUUUCCAGCUUUGCUCGGACAACGUGUGGGGGGUGAGGAAGGCCUGUGCUGAGUGCUUCAUGACCGUUUCCUCGUCCACCUCGCAGGAAGUGCGCAGGACCAAGCUCUCCUCGCUCUUCAUCAGCCUCAUCAGUGACCCCUCCCGUUGGGUGCGUCAGGCUGCCUUCCAGUCACUGGGCCAGUUCAUCUCCACGUUCGCCAGCUCUAACAGUGUGGGCCAGUACUUCAGAGAGGGGGAGGUGGGCGAGUGUUACUGUGUCCACCCACAGAACAGUACUGAGGAGAAACCACGGAACCCAGACACUACAGACCCCUCCCUAAGGGCUAACACAGAGAAUUACUCUCAGGGGCAGGGGGAGGACUUGCCUGCAUGUACAAAUGGCAACCAAGAGGAGGGUUGUCCACAACAGGACUGCGUUUCGACAGGCCACCCGGGGAAGGGGGUGUUGUGCCGGACAGAGGAGGUAGGAGGAGUGGAUGUGGCAGAGGAGGGGGGUGGGGAGCAGGUGGCGGACGGUGGACCGUGCUGCGAGGAUGCCGACAUAGUUCCAGAGUGUCUCUGUAGCGAGAAGAGCAAGAAGGAGCCUUCCUCGCUAACCCCCGACUCCUCCGACACAGUAGGGGCUCGGGAGGAGGAGGAAGCCCCUUCAGGGGAUACUGAGAAUGAGCCACAGCCACCUGAGGAGCACACAACCUCUAUUGAGAAGGAUGACCCACCAGCAGACAUAUCUGAGCCUUCAUCUUUGUCUGAGCCAGUAGAGGAAUCACCCUCUGUCAGUCCUCAGGACAGUAUUCCUGAGCAGGAGCUCUACAACUCCUUCCACUUCUGGAGGAUGCCCAUCGCUGAGAUGGACCUGGACAUUGAGCUGCUCCAGAAUGGGGAAAGUUGCCAGCAAGAGUCCCCCAGUUAUGGCUCCUCCAAUCACGGCAAGGCUAAGGCCUCGGCACCCGUCCUGGACCGGAAACAGCUGGAAGAGUUGAUUGAAAACCUGGAGCCUCAUAUUGAUGACCCUGACGUGAAAGCACAAGUGGAAGUUCUGACGGCUGCUCUGAGAGCCACCACCAUGGACUCUCACCUAGAGGAUGCCUUUCUGGAGCCCCGGGACAGCAAGGGGGGGACACCACCACGACAACCCCUUUGGAGUGCACCAAAUGCCCCUCAUAGGAGACCACUCGGACAUGGAGGUGUGAGCCGAACCUCGACCCUGCAAAUGAGCCACGGUGAUGACUCUGAGUUGAGCGACAGCAGCUUCAGUCCAGAGGAUGAGAAGAAAUCCAAGCAUCAGGACGUGAUCCCCCAGGCCUUGCUGGACCAGUACCUGUCCAUGACAGACCCUUCCAGAGCCCAGACGGUGGACAUGGAGAUCGCCAAGCAUUGUGCCUACAGCCUGCCCGGUGUGGCCAUGACCCUGGGCAGACAGAACUGGCACUGCCUCCGGGAUACCUACGAGACCCUGGCCUCCGACAUGCAGUGGAAGGUGCGUCGGACGCUGGCCUUCUCCAUCCAUGAGCUGGCCCUGAUCCUGGGGGACCAGCUGACAGCAGCUGACCUGGUGCCCAUCUUCAACAGCUUCCUCAAGGACCUGGACGAGGUGCGGGUAGGGGUCCUCAAACACCUCUACGACUUCCUCAAGCUGCUGCACCAGGAGACGCGGCGUAAAUACCUGUACCAGCUCCAGGAGUUCCUGGUCACAGACAACAGCCGAAACUGGCGCUUCCGAUCAGAGCUGGCUGAACAGCUGGUGCUGCUACUGGAGUUGUACAGUGGUCAGGAUGUGUAUGACUACCUUCGUCCCCUGUCCUUCAGCCUGUGUACGGACCGAGUGUCCUCUGUACGCUGGACCUCCUACAAACUGGUGAGUGAGAUCAUUAGGAAGGUGGCGUCGUGCCAGGUGCUGCUGGCAGACUUCCUGAGUGAGCUGGUGGAGAAGUUCUGCCACUCCCAUAGGUGGUCGGGACGACAGGCCUUUACCUUCGUCUGUCAGCUGGUAAUUGAGGAUGACUGUGUGUCGUUGGAGCAGUUCUCGGAGCACUUGCUGGCCCCUCUGUUACAGCUGGCCUCUGACCCUGUGGCCAACGUCAGGGUGCUGCUGGCCAAGACCAUCCGCCAGAGCCUGAUGGAGAGAGAGUACUUCCUGCAUUCUGCCAACUCCCACCAGGAGGCGCUGGAGCAGACCCUGGUGGCUCUGCAGAUGGACCUGGACAAGGACGUCAAGUACUUUGCCAGCGUUCAUCCUGGGAGUACACGCAUCAGCGAGGACGCCAUGAGCACCACCUCCUCGACCUACUGAGCCCAGAGCACUCCCACCCAUCUCUAAACACACACACUCCAUCUGCUCUACUGAACUCAAGCCAGGUAGGGGCCGAGGGCUUGAUGUAAGCCCUCUUCUACGGGCACUUAGACUUCCAUACUUACAAACACAAGCGAAGGACCUGCGCAACAACACAAGUUGCCCAAUGCAGUGCAGCACAACUCGACUCACUACAACUUUUUUUUUUUUGUGGUUUGAUUAUAUAUUUUUUUGCCACAGAAGCCUUAAGUGUCUUCCUUAAAUGUGAAAAUACUUGAAUGUCCAGAUGGAUUUGGUGAAAAACAACGCGUGGAAAGAAACGCGCAGGAAACGGAGCUAUAAGGACCAUUUCUCCCCCUCGGCUCCUCUCGUUCUCCCACCAUAGAAUCCUCGCGACUUAGUGGAAAAGCCAGUAUCUCACAAGCUUUAUGGAAGCACAUAGCAGGAUGACUCUAUCCAACUCAAAAUGUUUAAACAAUGUUUCUGUAAUUGCUUUCCUCCUUUUUGAUACUGUAUCCUGCAUAUCAACAAAAAACAUCUGUACUAUCACAGCCUGGCAGUGGGGGAGCUGUCGGUGGGAAAUGCACAGUUUGGAAUACAGGGCUCCUGCCUCCAUUGUUUUAACUCUAGUGCAGCACAUUGUUGUACCCAUAGACAGAGGUCCACCCCCUGGCAUGCAGGGGGGGUCCUGUUGUCAAGGAAAAAUAACUAUUGUAUUUUUUAUUAAUUAUGGCUGUCUGUUUUGCAGUGUUUAAGCAAGCAGAGAUCCAAUUGUAAAAGGUCAGCACACACUCACUUGAAACGGGGUAUUUUAACCUGAGAAUAAAAUACUGCGACCCCCCCCCCCCCCCAAUUCUCCUUUUUGCUUUGUCCCUCUCCCUUAUACCCUACCUGUACAUAUCUCUAGUAACCUUUUUCCAUUUUGAUCAUGAAUAGAAUUGUGAUACAAUUUUGUUCUGUUUUACCUUUCUCAACAUGAAAUUAAAUAAAAAGCAGGCACUAAAACUUGUAGAUGUAUUUGGUUUGUGUGUAGAGGGAUGGGGACUGAGGCUCUGGAACAGAUUUCUCAUGCCUUAAAGGGGAAUUUCACUCAAACUAUCUUUUAGUAUGUGUUUCAUUAGUCCACUGUUGAUACAGUCCCAAAAUGAUUGCUGACAUGCAAAACAAGAUAUUGGGACAUUUUAAGAAGAAAUCAUCAUGGUGAUGUGGCUGGAGACACUUCUUAAAAGAACCAAUAUCUUGACUGCUGACAUGCAAAACAUUUGAGUAAUAUUCAUUUUUAAGGCUAAAGAGGAUUUUUGUGCACAACCGGUGCCAUGCCUUGGCUGGGAUUCAAUCAGAUCGUGGAUUAUAGGCAUUGCGUUUUUUUUUUAAAGGCAAUGUUCGUGGAGAUCCCAUUUACGGUAAAUGCUGCAUAUGUCGGCUCAAUCGGAAAUAGCCUUAAAGCUACAAUGCCUAUAACCCGCAAUUGGAUUGAAUCCCGACACUUGUCAAACUAUGGUUACAGAAAUAGGGUCUCAAUUCCAAUCUGUAUGCUGGAGUUGCAUGUUAUAAAGUAGUACAUUUUGAAAUUAAGGGCAUUUCAGAUUGAGCUGACCAUAUGCAGUCGCUGCGGGAACGUUGCCUUUUAAAUUUAUAUUGUGCUCCAGCGUGGAUCUUCAGCACUACAGAUUGAAUUGAGCCCUAGCUCUUUAUUUUAAAGCAUCAAUCAUCUACACCUGUUUAAAAAUGUGGGCACAUUCUGAAUGUGGAGAAGAUCAGGACAAAGGACUCAUGUUAGAAACAGGCCUUAACACAACCCACCACUGUCAUGUCCAUCAACCAGUUUCCUUUGGCUAUCAGAGAUUUGCCUAAACCAAACCCUAAUUCCUCAUGUCUAUCAUAAAAUGCCGCUCUGUUUUUACAACCGUCACAAUGGCACCGUUGUUCAAUGCUGCAACAAGGAUUUCUGCCUGCCCUGCACGCAUCCCUGAUCAUCGACUAUAGGUUUGGCAGGCCCUCCAUGCCAGGAGAACAGAUGUGUCACAUGACCAGAGCCAUCCUCCUGAGAAAUUGGAGAAAGGCUUCUUUGUGAGGCCUGGGAUUUUCCAGACUACCCGGCAACACUUGUUUCCCGCCAGCUGGGCACUGCUCAUCGGCUAUGUGAGCCGGCAACAUGCCCUUCUCGCGCCUCCCCUUUCUUUCCUCUUCUCACUUUGGGAGAAGUGGACCAUCUGAUUGGGACACCUGGGGUUAUGUGGUGAACGGGUUUAGAACACCCAGGAUGACAAGGAACUGUUAGGGAAGAUUGCUCCUUGUAGGAAUCGAAUGCUCCUGUGAGAACUUAUGUAGAAAUGUAAAUGUUUAUCAUUCACUAUAUUGCACAUAAAAUAUAUAUUUUACUUUU